GUUUGUUGGUGGCUGAGUCAAGUGCAGGAGCAUUCGCCUGGAACGCUCAGUGGCUCACUGUGGAAUCUGCACGUGCCCUCGCCACACGUGUGCCUUGACGCACCAUAACAUCGCCGGGACUGUGUAAACUUACUCAGUGAAUGUACUCGAUACUAUACUAAGCAGUCCUAAUGACUGAAAACGCGACAUUUAUUGGUGAUCAGUGUCCUUUUAUUUAUUAAAAGUUCAUCGAUUGGUCUUCAAAGCUCCUUAUAAUAAUGCAGUUUGCUGAACAGAAUUAGCUGCAUCAGAAUAACCAAAGAUAUUGCCAAAUAAAGUAGUUCAGAUUAAAAUAAGUUUAUCUAAAUACGUCAAAAUGCCAGAAAUAGGGCCGAUGAUGCGCGCACUCGAGCUGCAGAGGCUGAUAGAGGACAAAGUGGCCGAAUGGCGCGAAAGGUCAGCGAGGGUCGCCGGAGCAACCGUAGCCGACGCUUAUCAACAGCCACUCAACUUCAAACGACACACAUAUAGACGUAAGAACAACGCUGAAAUAAACAGAAUUAUCGCAAAGUACUCAAAGCCCACUAAGAGAGCAGACGAACCCUAUUCGAUAGCGCGUGUCACUUCGGAAACUUCUCCAAAACGCCCACCGAGAUCUAAGAAACUAAUAAACACAAAAGUGUUGUCCAAAAGUGAAGAUAAUCUGGCAAGCAUCGGCGAAAUGGAGGUCGAAACGGAACCAAAACAAGAAACCAAGUCUUACUUCACACUAUCCAAGUACAACACCAAAAGUUGCGAAGAUGUCACAGCGUUCGUUGAUAUACAUCACCAUGUGAAAAGUAAAAACUUCGAACAGAAUAGUAUUUUAAAUGCCAAAACAGUAGUGCCAAACCGAAGACCUAAGCUGCAUAGCAUUUGUGAAGGUGUUACGGACAUUUCGGAGUUCUCGGACAGUGGUUUAGAAUGUGGUGAUACGUCUUUUGUUACAUCAACGCCUCUAUCGAAAAGAAAAACGUGUCCUCCUGGUGCAUCAGUGUCCACAUUAAACUUUGAAAGGGUUACCAAAAAACCCAACAGUGUUAGUGAGAUGCGAAAAGGUGUGUCUGAACCGAAUAUCCUUAGUGCAGAUGCUAGUGAAAGUGGAAGUUCAAAGACUAUUGAUUUUAGAAAGCGCUGGAAAAUGUUAAAGCCACCUUUUAAAAAAGGGGCUUUCGAUUGUUUACUAUUAUGGCGUGGGAAGAAACAAAACCCGACGACGGAGAACAACACCCGGAGAAUACAAGAAGUAGACGACAGUUUCUUCGAAAAGUUUGGUUCUAUUCUAAAGCAAGCUUCUCAAAAGGCGGCCUUAGAGGAAUCGACACCUUUGGCACCUUUGAAAGAGGUUGAAGAACAAGAUGCGGAGCAGAAAGUUGAACUGGACAGUAAAAGUCUACUAAGGGACUCUGAUAGUGGCAAUGAGACCCUGCUGGACACUGAUUCGGAACCAGAGGAACAUGAUAAAAUAGAUCGCUAUGUUGAGGCCGUGGGCUGGAACGUCGAUGAACUUUAUUUGGAAGUACUUUACGAGAUCCUACACAAUGUCGGGGGAUGUGACGUAGGGUGCGAGGUGGGACAGCUUGCUAUGCUGUCCUACAUACAAGAAGCCUUCAAAAUAGCCAAUGACAAACACACAGAACUGCUCACACAAGCUGAAGCGAAGGAGCCGCCGGAGCUGAUGCUUAAUGUGGAAGUAGUUGAAGCUAAAGACUUGGUUCCUAAAGACCCGAAUGGUCUGAGUGAUCCUUUCGUCACAAUAUAUUUGAUGUCAAACCCGUCACAUAGGUACAACACCUCAGUCAAGUCGGGAACUCUCAACCCGUCGUGGGAGGAACAUUUUUCUUUGCCAAUGCCAGGAAGUGUACAAGAAGAUUCCCUUGUGUUGGAAGUGUGGGACUUUGACCCCGCGGAGACUGUAAAGGAGAAAAUGACAAAGAUAUUUGAAGUUAAAGGAGUGAAGGGACUCAGGAAGCUUAUGAAGGAGAUAGCUAUCACUGCUUCGACGGGGAAGCAUGAUAAUGAACUGAUUGGCACAUCUAAUAUUCCACUCAAAAGCAUUCCCGCUGGUGGGAUGAACAUGUGGUACAGUCUUAGCAAGAAGAGCAAGCUAAGGCGACAGGGCGUUGUCAAAGUACGGCUCAACUUUUCUUCAGAGAAGAAUUCUCAAGUAGCAGCUCAAGAACAUAGGCACCUCCUCAGAAUUAUACUCCUACACGAGCUCGAAAACUCAAAGGUGGCACCGUACUGGUGGUGCGGCAACUACAGCGCAGCGGCGGAAGCCAUCUUGACACAGCACGUGGCACAGAGCGGCCUCAGCGCGACCGACAACUGUCUGGCGCAGUGGGCCGUCUACUGCGCCGUCACCACCGACCACCCGCUCAGCUUCGCACUCUUCAAUACCUUGCUCGAUAAACUCACCAAGCCCUUACAAUCAGGACUAAUAAAUGAAGAGGACGUCAAGCUGUUCUGGGAUGGCGCGCGGAAACUUCUCCCAACAUGCUACAGUCACAUUAGGAAACUAAGGAAGAAGACUGCUGGCGACAAAACUGUCAUGAAGACGCUCAGAGAAGUCCUCAAAAUUCUGUACAAGUUGUCCGUGUUGGAUGCUCCAGAGAGUUUGGACUUGUUCCCGGUGAAUCUAUAUGGGUGGCUGAGGGAUGAUAAGGAAAAGCUAACGAUUCACAUGGUGCUGGAGCAGGCUGUGAUACAGGGUGCUUCGGAUUGGUUCGUCCACAUCCUGGACAACAACGAGUGUAAGGACAACACAGAGGACACGAGGCUUCAGCAUCUGAUCAGAGUCAUACAACUAGUUCGAUCAGAUCUGCAGCGAGCCGUCGAGUAUUACGACAGAGUGUUUGUUGAAGUCAUGGGCUUCCCAUAUUCUAAGGCUUUGUACGGGUUGUACGAAAGCAAGUUGGCGUCGUUGGUGGAGUCCGAGGUGGUGGAUGUUUGUAAGAGUUUGAAGAGGUUGCGAUACAGCGAGGGGUCGACCACCACUCUGGCUGGAGGUAUUAAUGGAGAGACGGGACUAGGGGCCUCGUCUGUCGGCUCAGAACCCCUGACUAUGGGAACAACUUUGUUUGAGCUGUACCUCACUCUACAAAGGUUUUUAACAUUGGGCCAAGGGCUGAACGAGACAGACUGGCAAUCAUACGCCAUAUCAAAAUUCCACGCAUGGUUCUUUGGGGGCGUGGCCCAAUGGCUGGACAUCGCGGCGUACAAAGCACUCACGCGCAUCGAGAAGGCCGUAGACCUUGAUACGUUGGCCCCAGUGGACACAAACGUCAAGUACAGUAGUUCCGGAGUCGAUACCCUGGCGAUAUUCUACCAGAUCAAGAUAUUCUGGCAACAACUCGCGUGGCCCGAUGUCGAAGGCUGCUACACGUUUGUGGCUAAAAUUAUUGAUGACAUCUGUCGCUGUUGCGUGUUCUAUUCGGACAAGAUGGCGAGUCGUGUGGACAACGUGGGAGUGGUUACCAGUGUGUACGAGGAGCGGUUCGAGGUGACCACAGACUGGUGCGUCGCCAUCAACAACAUAGACUAUGUACGCCAGAGUCUCACACCCUUCGUCCAGGAGCUUGGAAUGGAGGAAAUCAUACAGAAGAUGUGUGAAGCUCGCUCUCCUGUGGAGGCACAGAGAUGUAAGGAGACACUUCAGAACGUCAUCGCAAAUGCAAUAGACACAGUAAGAAAUAAAAUUGUGGACCUUUUGGAAAUUAUGGUUAGAAAGAUGAUGCCAUCUAUCACACGUUUCUUAAUGGAAGGAGCGGAACUCUUGCAUCAAGACUGUUCGAGCAUGGACCGUGUCAUGCGCUAUUUAGAAGCAAACUUGGACACGUUGUACCAACACUUGAACAAUGAAAACUUCUCCCGAACAUUGGAGAUUGUAUGGGAACAGUUGGGUGAAGUGCUUUACGAACUCAUACAAGCUAAUUUGGAGCACCGAAGGGCAAAGAUAACUCGGUAUAUCGACCCGCGACGCUUGAGCAAAUCGGCAGCCGCCAGCCUCGACGCGAAACGUCGUCCUCCAUCGUUCUUCUCGAAUCUUCACGAAUGUGUCAAAAUAAUGAUACGAUCGUUCCGUCAAGACAAUAAGGACACAUAUUCAUCGGAAACGUUGAAACGUGUCGAGUAUUUAUUGAAACUACAUGGUAUGGAGACUAGAGAACUUAUUCACCAGUUCCAUUUAGAAAGGUGGCAAGAACAACAGACUAUACAAGAGCCUAAGAUGGGCAUGCUGACUGUUAGAGCGCAGUUCAUAGAUGAUGUUUUAAAGAUCGAGAUUAUGAACGCCAGGAAUUUGACUCCAGCUGACUCUAAUGGUCUCUGUGAUUCGUACGUUCGAGUGGCUUUACUUCCUGAAGAUUCUUUCGCCAACGUACAGAAGCCGAAAACACAAACACAUAACAAGAAUUUGUUCCCUCUGUAUGAUGAAAUAUUCCAAAUCCCUCUGACACCAGAGCAGCGGCGACUGACAGACGGUUUGAUCCACUUAGUGGUGAAGGACAAGGAUAUGUUCAGCGUGAGCAACACGUUCGUGGGCGAGGCGUACUUACACUUCAGCGAGGUGCCGGACACACCCGCGCCCAUCUCCAGUCUGCCGCAGCAGUUACUGCCGCUCUCCAGACCUACUAGUAUAGACGGCGAGGCAAUCAAAGCACUAGAAACUCGGCAAGGCGACAGACAGGCCCGAGACUUCGUUAAGAAACAAAGAGCUAAGUUCCCGAGCACAAAGCAAUUCUUCUCACUCGGCUGAGAACCUUCCUAUAGCUUAGAAUUAAAUUAAAUGGUAUAUUUAUUUGAGUUGUACAUAGCAGGAUCGUCUAUGGGCCCCAAUGAAGUAAUUUGGUAGGACAUUACUCCCAAGUGAAUCUUCAAUUGCGUCGUAGAACCGGCAACUUGUGUUUAAACAUAUGCGCAAUAUCUAUGAUGCAUGCAUUCUUCAGCAUAAUUUAUGCAGAUAUCAAAUUGCGUUAUAUCAUCGAUAUAUUCUAUGCAUCGAGUUGUUAGUCGAGAUAUGUCAGCUAGUCGAUGUACCUACUACUAUAAAUAAAUGCAUGACGCCUACUAUACGCGACUCAGAUUGUACCCAACUAGCACUUAAGAGUUAAAAUAAGCUAUAUAGAACCUGUAUAGAGACUAUAGCCGAAGUUAAUAGUGUUAAUGCAGUCCUGUAGUAGUGAGUUACAGCAUUCUCUAACACACUUGUAACCUCAAAAGAGGCCCACGAUUUUACAGGCAAGGGUAAUAUAAAGUGUAUAGAAUGGUGUUAUACUAGCAGCAGUGUGCCUGCAAUUAAGAGUCGAAUAUAGUCAAUAACAUACAUAAGAGUGUUAUUAUGGUUAUUUAAAACAGUUAGUUGACACCUUGGGUUAUAAAAAGGAUUUAUAAUGCUUUCAGAUAAAGCUGUCACUGCUUUAUUGAUACUUUGUUAACUCCAGUGUAUAGUUUUUAGUGUACGACACAAAGAAGAACGUUAAAUUUUAAUAGGUUAAAUACUUAUCCACGUAAAGUUUAGAAAUCGAAAUAUUAUGGUGUCCAUUUUAUUAAGUAGGUAUACCUAAAAAUAAAAUUUAUUUAAAAUUACGUCUGCGUCUUUUGUGUAUUGUGAAUUAUUCCUGCCCUUGUGAAUUUACGGUAAGUGUAUACCAUAUUUCUCAUCUCAUUUUUCACGCGCCUGGGAUUUAUCAACUAUUUUAAAGAAAUGUGACAACGAAUAAUAAAAAUUGCUUUAAAUUUUUUAACCGAACAUGAUAAAGUAUGUGAGAUUCGUAAGUAUUGAAAUGUAUUAUGAGAGUAUCAUUCAUUUUACCACCUUUAAAAUAUAUAUUAUUUAGUAUUUGGAUGAUAAAUUUUGUAUAUACCUAUUUGUUUGUAAUGUUAUGUUUACAAAAAAAAUGGCGAGCCCGCUUUAAUGUUAAAAUACUCUAUUAACUCAUUUAUAGCACUCGUUGCGACACAAUAUCUGUAGUCAAGAAUAUUGUGCAGGCUUUGGUAGAUACACCAGUGUAACAAUACUCUUAGUCAAUGAGAUUUAUUAGAAUUAAGACAUUAUUUGUAGCUAUAACGUACAAACCACAUUAGGGUUCUUUGACAAAUUAUUGAAAACCAUUUAAAUAUAAAAUGAAUAAGCAGUUUCCAGAUUUACUAUGUAGAUUGUUAUUUAUUUAGUAGUUUAAUAUUUAACUAAGAAAUUAUGAUCGAAAAUGCUAUGUUGCAAAACAUUACUAAAAAAUCACUCCAACCUUUGACAAGGUCAAUUACACACUAUCAAUUUUUUUCUUCUAGUGUCUUCUCUUUUACAUCCAUUGAAAACAGCUUGAGUUUGUUUGUUGCUGAUGCAAUUAAGAAUCUAUGUAUCGUAUUACCGAUUUACGAGUAUUAUUAUUCAUUUGAUGAUUUUUUUAUUUCAGAAUGCCAUUUAAAAUAAUUCAAACGAUUGAAGGGAAUAAAAAGAAAUUAUUUACUGUUCCAUCGGGAUGGGAGAUCGAUAAUAUUCUAAGAUACCCUAACAAGGCUCCAUCGAAGUACAUUAAAGAUGAAAAUUCAAAACCUACGCCUGAGUAAAACGGAUAAAUAUUUCAAGCUACGAGGCGGGUGAUAAACAAAUUUCUGAAAUGAUGAAAUACAGCGAUACGGAUGAAACCGAUGAUGAUAAUCGACUACAGCCACGACGUCCACAUUUCAGUUUCCUCAAUAUGUUGCUCAACGGAACCCUGUUGUGUACAGCUCACUCUUUCUUGAGCAAACCAUGUAAAAUUAUUCAUUAUAUCUUGAUUAUGUGACAAAUCAUGUGUAUUUUUUAUGAAAUCAUCGGUAUUUCUACCAACAGAACCCUGUCGAAUAUAGCUUAUAGUGUUCAUAACGCCCUACAACAGUUUUUAAUAAAACUGGUAUGACACCAUAACCCUUAAGCAAGGCUAAAAAGAGUUAUUAGAUACUUUAAAUAUUUUGUGUUACUACAUUCUCCAAUAACUCUACCAUAGAACCAAUUGCUGCACUUAUAGUCGAUAUAGAACCUAUACACGUACAAGACACUUCUUUGUGAUAAAUAAAUAACAAUAGAAGUUAAUAGGUGUCAGUGAACACCGUUGUAAAACUUGAAGUGCUACCGACAGAGUAAAGCUUUAAUAUUUUAAGUAUAUUAGUUUCCAAUACCACUAUUCGGAGUUUUAAAGUUGUUCUGCAUCGUUUACUGAAGUAAAAGUAUCACUGUUAGUGUUUAAUUUAUUUCUUAUCUCUUCUAAUAGAUUAAAAUCUACUACUGAAAGCCUUCUAAGCCUGUAAUACCUCUUGAAGUUACUUAAUUACCUGUAACCAACGCUUAAAUGUUAGUUGGGUAUUCCUCGACUGUAUAUAAAACUGCUUGCUUUUAACGCACUAUAGAAGCUCUAGGCUGUGGUAUGAAAGUUUGUUUCUUUUGGUUUCUGAAAAGGCGAUUAAUUUAUUAAAGACGAGGCGAGAAAAAAUAGGCUGGCUAAAGUUUAAGGUGCUAAAUCCAUUGUACUUCGAGUUGUCAUUUUUGAUUAUUUAAAUCAGUUGAUAAUCGAGAUCACGGGUAAUAUUGCAAACAAUCGUUUUCUUUUCCGAUAUUCUAUCGAUUGUUGCCCAUGUUUUAAAAUAAGUAUUUACGGUUAAGUAAGGUAAGACACGUUUUCGGGAACGCGAUUCGAAGAUUCAAAAGGUGCAUAUCAUAUUGAUACUUUACUUUAUUCACCAGCCUUUGUCUUUAAGUACGUUGAACCUCUUUUCAGAAAUCAAGUGUAAACAGUCUUAAAUUAAGUUAUACUUAUUUAAACAUAAAAUUGGUCUGAAAACGUUUCGAUACCACAUUGAGUGUGUAUGAUUUGAAUAUUGUUCAAAUACUCCUAUUUUCUGUCAAACUAUAAUUUAUAUAAGCCUGCCAUUAUAUAUUAGGUAUGUUAGUUGAUAUGUGUAAAUGUAGCUCCUAAUCUACAUAUGUACGAAUAUUUUCAUAUAAUCUUAUGCAACAGAGCUUUUACUAUUUACAACUUCAUGAAAUCACUAUUUAAGACAAUAUGAAUACAGAAGUCAUUGUUGUACAACAUUUGUAUUAAAUAAACAAACAAAGGGCGAUAUAAGUAAAUCGUACGUAACAAAGCAAUAUUUUUAAAUUCAAGCAAUAAUUAAUUUAACAGUGUUGCAUUGUCAAAUUGAUCAUCCGAUUAAAAUGGCAUUUUAAUUUAUAAUAUAUCUGUUGCAAUAAUAAUGAAGUCAAAGCAAUAAAUUAUUGUUUAGAUCGUAUUUUGUUUGAUAUUAAAACAAAAUAUUUAUUAAAUAUAUUACGUGCCUUAAUGUGCACCUCUGCCUAAUCGGGGAUAAAGGGCGUGACGUUGCGUUGCAUAAUUAUUAAUUUGUGAGCCUAGUCCCACAAAUGCGUGUAAAGUCCAGGUAAGUACAAUAUUUUGAGGUAUUUAUAAUGUGUAGAGGGAUAAUAUAAUGUUGUAUACGGAAUCGUGACACUUUAAUAGGUCGUGUGUAGCCCUUUAUGUUCGUGAGUCACGGAAUUUGAAUCUCGAGGGUCUCCGCGUAGGAACAAUAAAUUAUCAUUAUCAUACAUUUUUCUAGUGGUAGGAAUUCUCUUACCAAACUCUUAGAUCUCAUCGCAUCAACAUCAUAAUAAUAUUUUUAUAUCAGUAAACAGAAAUUUAUUGUUACUACUGACUGCUUUAUUGUUUUGAAAGAGAAUGCAGUAAUAAUUUAUGUAAAACUUUGAUUUUUUUGUUGUAUGAAAUUUGUCACAAGUUUGGCUCGUAAGAUUCUUGUUAGUUGUCCAUGUAACUAUUCAGAAUCUCUUUUUAAAUUUAAUUGUUUAUUUAGUGCGCAAUAAGCACUGUCUGUUAAUAAAAAAAAAAAACAUAUUUUGUUUUCGAUAUAUUGGUUAUUGUGCGCUAAACGUGUCUGUGUCCAGGUGAUCUUCUCUUGUUUAUAAAUUAUAGUGAAUCAAGUACAUUUAUAAAUGUGUGUGUAGGUACUUUUUAUACUGUUGUGUAAAAUAAAGCGAUUGUAUAGGUGUGUAGAAAUUUUAUAGACGUUGUAUUCUGUGAUAAAGAGAAGUGCCUUAUUUGUUUUUGAGUCUGUAUUUAUUCAUUUAUAACAUUUAAAUAAAUAACAGAAGCAUGUAAUGCAACCUAUUUUGUUUUAACUUUUUUAUUUCUCAACACUGAGUAAAUGAAAGAACUAUUUCUGUAUGUUUGUUUAUAUUUAUUUGCAAAUAAAAAAUAUUGUAUAAAA
This is a messenger RNA of Spodoptera frugiperda (fall armyworm), 9273 nucleotides long. RefSeq names its product protein unc-13 homolog 4B (gene stac). Bases 356 to 4774 code for a protein of 1472 amino acids. The transcript is spliced from 19 exons. The record is from RefSeq and is a predicted model, not a curated record. NCBI's taxonomy places the organism in Eukaryota, Metazoa, Arthropoda, Insecta, Lepidoptera, Noctuidae.